This is a messenger RNA of Thermothielavioides terrestris NRRL 8126, 1350 nucleotides long. RefSeq lists its product as uncharacterized. Bases 1 to 1350 code for a protein of 449 amino acids. The record is from RefSeq and is a predicted model, not a curated record. The transcript is spliced from 5 exons. NCBI's taxonomy places the organism in Eukaryota, Fungi, Ascomycota, Sordariomycetes, Sordariales, Chaetomiaceae.
AUGGGCUUGCUGCCACUCAACUAUCGCCCUCCCGCGUAUGUCGAGAAGUCCGGGCCCAUCGCCAGCCAAGGGUCGCUGCAUGAUGACAGAGCGUCGAGCAAAUCCUUGAGAACCGGCCUGUCAGCCAGCUCCGGAGGGAUCCCGGCUGCCCUCAGUUUCGACCGGAUCAUAGAGGGAACGACAUGUCCACCAUGCACACUUCGCGACUUUAUGAACUACCUUAUUUACGUGGAACAUUCGGCAGAAAACCUCCAGUUCUUCCUCUGGUACCGCGACUACGUGAGGCGGUUUGCCAACGCCAAAACCCCGGACAUCUCCCUGGCCCCGGAGUGGACUCAGGCGAUGGAAGAUGAGGCGGUCAUGCGUAUCAAAAAGGAGCAAGCGGAAAAGGCGCGCAGACCUCCCCAGGGCGCUGCCGAAAUCUUCAAGGGCACCGACUUUGAGAAGGGUGCCGACACCACCCGGGAAUCUGUCACUGUUACCGUCACUUCCAACAUUCUGACCACGAACACUUCGUCAAAUAGGAGCCAAGCAAGCCAGGCCUUCGCCUCGGCAGGACUAAAAGCUCCAUUCACGAUCCAGCCCUUCCGCAGAGAACUCGACCGCGUCAUCGCGACCUACAUCAUGGACGGCGCGCCGCGCCAGCUCAACCUCACGGACCAGGAACAGAAGACGGUGCUGCACGCGCUCUCCUUCACCACCCACCCGUCCGUGCUGCGGUCGAUCGCCAACGGCGUCGAGGCGACGCUGCGCCAGCAGGCGCACCCCAACUUCAUCCGCUGGAGCAUCCGCAACGGCAACCCGCCGCGCAUCACCUUCGCGGCGGGUCUCGGGGCCGCCGUGGUCCUGUUCGGCGUCGUGGCGGCGCUGGUGCUGACGCUGUCGAGCGCCGGCAGGGGGUACCGCGCGCUGGCGGCGAUCGCGUGGGUGGUUGGGUUUACGAUUUGGAUGGCGGCGUACAAGGGGAUGUGCGUCGUCCUCCACGGCCGGCACCACCGACACAUCCGCCCAUGGGACCUCUUCGCAUCAGACUCGGACGACGACGGCAAUGGCCACGACGACGGCAACGGCCACGACGACGGCCACCAUGACGACGACUCCAUCCGCGCCGCCAAGAGCGCCUUCGACAGCUUCGGGUCCGGCAACAGCUACGAGGACGAACCGUGGGUGGUCGGCUACCGGAAGCGCAACAUCCUCCGCAAGAUCUUUGACCGCGAGGUAUGGAUCGAGGAACCGGCCCUGCGACAGAUCCAGGACACCAUCUUUGUGCAGAGCGUCUUGCUUGCGGUGGUUUGUGCUGGGGUGCUGACGGGCGUGUUUGUUGCUGUGCCGGCCGGGCGGUUUUUCUGA